Molecule: messenger RNA, 2184 nt
Organism: Spinacia oleracea (spinach)
Lineage: Eukaryota; Viridiplantae; Streptophyta; Magnoliopsida; Caryophyllales; Amaranthaceae
Product: myosin-binding protein 3
Exons: 2
Coding region: 316-1983 (555 amino acids)
Molecular function (GO): myosin binding
Source: RefSeq, a predicted model, not a curated record
UGGCAAUCCCAUGAGGAUGGGGGCAUUAUUGACAGCUUUGCUUCAACUUUUUUAUUUGCACAUUCUAAAGUUAAACCCUAAUAAUUAGUAUUUACCCUUCUUUAUGCAUGUUUUUUACUUCUUUUAGUAGUUCUUUCUUUUUUCUAGCCAAGAAUCCAAAGAAUGUUUUUGCAUAAUGCUGCUUCAUGAUUUUGAUAUUUUGUCUAUCAUCCUGAAUAGAGUGAAAGUGCCAAAUUCAUAAAGUAUUCGUAUAGGAUUUCAUUGAACUUCAAUCUUUUAUUUUCAGAGUCUGCAAUCUUGUACACCAUUUUACUCAUGGCUCCCAACAAGUUAGCUGCCAUGCUAACCAGAAACAGUCGCAAAAUUGUGUUUGUUCUAGUGCAUUCUUUUCUUGAAUGGGUUCUGAUUGUUUUUCUUCUUUCUAACUCCAUUUUCUCUUACAUGACCAGAAAGUUUGCCCAUUAUUUUGGCCUUAAACAGCCUUGCAUUUUGUGCUCUCAAAUUGAUCACUUACUAGAACCAAUGAAAACUAGAGAUUCUUACAAGGCUCUGGUUUGUGAGAUUCAUGCCAGUGAGAUUUCAAAGAUGGGUUACUGCUCGAAUCAUCACACAUUUGCUGAAUCACAUCAAAUGUGCGAGGAGUGUUUCCCUGCUAAGUCCAAGAACUUUCCCUCUUAUCAGAUUGAAAGUAACGAGAAAGUAUGGAGAUGCUCCUGUUGUGAGAAAAUACAAGAGGACAAAGCUGAGGAAAUUGGGUCGAAAGCUAAUGAUGUUGGCUCAGAAUGUGAACCUCAGAUCCUUUCGGAUUUUGAAAGCAUUUACCUCAGGGAAGCAGCAGAAGAGGACAGUAAUGAAGAUGAUCAAGUGGAUGCUCAUACAGCUGAUGAAAACAAGACCAGAGUAGAAGAGGCCCUGCAUGGAACUCUUUCGGAUGAGACGAAGAGUGAUUAUGAUACUUUCAUUACAAUGAAAAGGCUCAAAUCCGAUCUUGAAAGUGAACAAAAAGCUAGAAAUGAGCUGUAUUCAGAACUAGAGGCAGAGAGAAAUGCUGCUGCAAUAGCUGCAAACCAGACAAUGGCCAUGAUAACAAGGCUUCAAGAAGAGAAAGCUGCAAUGCAAAUGGAGGCACUACAAUACCAAAGGGUGAUGGAGGAGCAAGCAGAAUAUGACCAGGAUGCGUUACAACUGUUAAAUGAAGUAGUAGUCAGACGCGAGAAAGAGCAGAAAGAACUCGAGGAAGAACUAGAUGUGUAUCGUGAGAGAUUUUCAGAUUAUGAUACAAAAGAGAAGGCUAUGCAAUUGAUUCAGAAAUGCAAUGGGAAUUUCACUUCUUCCUGCAGCAUUGACAAUGAUAGUGAUGUGCUAUCUAUUGAUUUAAAUAAUCAUUAUAACAAAGUUGAAGAUAGUAAUGUUUGCAAGGAUAAUUCUCUUAUGGAAUGUUCCAAACAAUGGGGUGCAAUUGAAGAUUCACUUGAAGAGCUUGAAGAAGAGAGAAUCUCUAUAAUAAAACGGCUUAAGGAGUUGGAAGAGAAGCUUAAACAGGAUGAACAAGUGUUUGAGGAAGAAAACAAAAUGGAGAUUUUACUAGGUAAAAAUGACUUGGACGAUACAAAUUCAGAGUUCUGCAGUCAAGAAGUAAAUCUGGUAUCUUGUUGUUUCUCUAACAGCAUAAUGAUCAGUAAAAAUGAUCCGAAAACAAUGGCUUCAGUUGCUCGCAGACUGCUUGAUCUUGUAGAAUCAGAUGAUAAUGAAAUAACAUUAACUAAUGAAGUUGGAGUAGAUAAGGAUAGCAAAAGGCUUGCAAUGGAAAAGGAGAUGGAGCAUGUAUAUGGAAGGCUACAAGCAUUAGAAGCUGAUACAGAGUUUCUUAGGCACUGUAUUGGCUCUGUCAAUAAAGGAGAUGAAGGACUACUUCUUCUUCAACAAAUCUUGCAACAUCUUCGUCAGUUAAGAGAUGCAGAAAUUUGCCUGUCAUCAAAUUAGGUCAUCUUGUGUGUCAAUGCUUAUGUCCUUUUUACACUUUUUUUUCCUCUUGGUUCUUUAUAGAGUUUCUUAGGCACUGUAUUGACUCAUGGUCUUUUUUUCACAUAAACGUUGAUAAUAUUUCGAAUAUGUUUGUCAAAAGUCAAAACUAUUUGUUGACUAGAAUGAAUAGUCUUAUAAUUUUAUUUUUUUGUAUUAUUA